AUGGGGCUCGGACAGUCCAGCAAGGCUCCCGUCACCGAUGACUCCGACGAGGUCAAUUUCGACCACUUCCAGAUCCUGAGAGCUAUCGGAAAAGGAAGCUUUGGAAAGGUGUGCAUUGUGCAGAAGAAAGACACUAAGAAAAUGUAUGCCAUGAAGUACAUGAACAAGCUGAAGUGUGUGGAGCGGAACGAAGUGAGGAAUGUCUUCAAAGAGCUGCAGAUCAUGCAAAACCUUGAGCAUCCCUUCCUUGUCAACUUCUGGUAUUCUUUCCAGGAUGAGGAAGACAUGUUCAUGGUAGUGGACCUGCUGCUAGGAGGAGACCUGCGCUACCACCUCCAGCAAAACGUCCACUUCUCAGAAAGCACCAUCAGGCUCUACAUCUGUGAGCUGUCCCUGGCCCUCGGCUAUCUCCGCAGUAAACGCAUCAUACAUAGAGACAUCAAACCUGACAACAUACUACUGGAUGAGCACGGACAUGUCCACCUAACAGACUUCAAUAUCGCUGCCAUUGUAAAAGAGGACCUGAGAGCCACCUCUAUUGCAGGGACCAAGCCCUAUAUGGCACCGGAGCUGUUCCAGCCCUUUGAGGGGUCCCACCCUGGAUACUCCUUCUCUGUGGACUGGUGGUCACUGGGUAUCACAGCCUACGAGCUGCUGAGAGGACAGAGGCCGUAUGUGAUGAGGUCCAGUACCCCGGCCAAUGAAAUCCUUCAGACCUUCCACAAGGUGCACCCCAGCUACCCUGCAGCCUGGUCUCUGGAAAUCAAGUCUCUCCUUAGAAAGCUGCUGUGUAUAGAUGCCCAGAAGCGUAUCUCGUGCCUCGCAGAGCUACAGGAUCUGGACUACGUGUCAAAUGUCAACUGGGAUGCAGUGCUCAGCAAACAGCUACCUCCAGGCUUUAUUCCCAAUAAGCGAAGACUUAACUGUGACCCUACAUUUGAGCUGGAGGAGAUGAUCCUGGAGUCCAAACCACUUCACAAGAAGAAGAAGAGGCUGGCCAGGAAGUCCAGAGACCAGGGAUCUGAUGGGUCCCCACAAAACGGUCAGUUACAACAGCGUUUGGACACCGUUCAGAGAGAUUUUAUUGUCUUCAACAGAGAAAAGUCGAGGAAAGCGAGAGGCGACUCAGAGUCAUCUGACCACUCCAUGACGGAGAAAAACAAGGCCAUAGAGGAUGGACAGAACAACAAUGUGGAGCCAGCUGCCUAUAUAUCCGGAUAG
Lampris incognitus (smalleye Pacific opah) is the source of this 1221-nucleotide messenger RNA. RefSeq names its product serine/threonine kinase 32A (gene stk32a). The record is from RefSeq and is a predicted model, not a curated record. Gene Ontology annotation, biological process: G protein-coupled receptor signaling pathway; regulation of signal transduction; protein phosphorylation. Bases 1 to 1221 code for a protein of 406 amino acids. Lineage: Eukaryota; Metazoa; Chordata; Actinopteri; Lampriformes; Lampridae. The transcript is spliced from 12 exons. Gene Ontology annotation, molecular function: G protein-coupled receptor kinase activity; G protein-coupled receptor binding; ATP binding.